AUGUCGGCCAAAGUCAGCAGUCGUAGUCGACAAAGCAGCGAUGCCACCGUCCGAUCACAUUGGUCAAGACCCUCAACCAAACGCCAAACGACAUCAAAGACGACCGAAGAAGAGGACGUGGAUGGAAAGCCUGCAGGAGAGGAAGGUCGGAAGAGGAGGACAAAGCACAGGAAGACUUCCCUCUCCGACUCAAGAAGGCUGCAUAAGACGAGAACCAGGUCACAAUCAAGCAAGACGGACAGUCAAAAGUCGCGGAAGAGUCACCAAAGCAAGAGUUCCUCGCGAAGUGCUGAGAAACAUGGCAGGAGAACAAAUGCUGAAGAGCAUGUGCACAUAAUAGAAGCAAAAAGCUCCAAGGCUCGGUCACGGAGUCCCUCCCCAAAGCCCAGCUCCCGACGCAGACGCAGUAGCCCUGCGGCGUUGGAGGUUGAGGUAACCCCUGAUGAUAGCAUAUCGCAAGUCGGAUUGAAACCCAGAAGCAGCCGACCGGAGACGAAGAGGCGAAGUACACAUUCGAAGCUGGCACGCAUCACCGAGGACGACGACGAUGCGCCAGGUUAUGCUACACCGCCGCGUCCUGCCAAGAAACACUCCAUCUUCGACACCCUUUUCGGCCGGCGUCGUAAAGACGACGACGUGACUGGGGAAGAGAGAGCUAGAUCUGAUCGUUCUCAGAGGGAAUCUAGAAGAAGUAUGUCAUACAUGGAUGACAUCGACGCCCGCGCUCGACAUAGACGAGAUGAGGAAGACCUCACCACGCGGAUGCGACUUGCAGACCUAAACGACCACAACAAAGACUUUCUUGCACGAAAGCAUGCGGACGUCGAGACUUGGGGUUUAGGAAAUGCCGCCGGACAUUUCAUGAACGAUGACUUUGUACGGCAGAAUGCCUCGCGACUUGCCAUGAGUUCGUUUGGAGAUGCCAAAAUGGGUCGACGUGGUGAACGGGCAUCUGGUCGCCGUGCACAGCCGAAGGUGGUUCGCGAAGUGGAUGACUCGGGAUUGGCACCCAACUUCUUGGGAGAUCAGAGUGUUGUUGGAUUUGGAGCUUUUGCGCCGCGUACGAGCAGGCACCCGCGUUGA
Ramularia collo-cygni is the source of this 1083-nucleotide messenger RNA. RefSeq lists its product as uncharacterized. NCBI's taxonomy places the organism in Eukaryota, Fungi, Ascomycota, Dothideomycetes, Mycosphaerellales, Mycosphaerellaceae. Bases 1 to 1083 code for a protein of 360 amino acids. The record is from RefSeq and is a predicted model, not a curated record. The transcript has a single exon.